UUUACAGAUUGUAUAAUUUUAUGUAUUAACAUUAAUUACAGCAGUAAGUAGAUAACAGUUAUCAUGUUGAACAGUUUAUAAAAAUGUUACUGAAUCGUCGUAUCGUACUUAGCCCCAUGAGUAUCAUAAUUAUUUGUACAUUACUUUGCGGGGUGCUAGGAGAUGUACCGCUCGUGAAAACCACCCAGGGAUGGGUGCAGGGAGUGAGGGAUGAGGGAUACGAUACGUUCCUUGGUAUCCCGUACGGGGUCGUGGAUCCUGAUAAUGUUUUUGGAGCAGCCAAACCAACUCUGAAACAGGAGGGUGUAUAUGUUGCAGUAGACGAUUCCAGAGUAUGCCCUCAAGUAAACAAGGACAACCUCACCGUUUUUGGGACUCUUGACUGUCUAAACCUUAAUGUUUACGUCCCCAGAACCUCACACAAGAAAGCUGUUCUGGUCUGGAUAUACGGAGGGUCAUUCCAAAGAGGUUCCGCUUUGAAAAAAUAUUACGGACCUCGGUAUUUAGUCCGGCAUGAUAUUAUAUUAGUAACGUUUAACUACAGGCUGGGUCCUUAUGGGUUCUUUUGUUUGGAUACCAAGGAGAUCCCGGGAAACCAAGGUAUGAAAGAUCAGGUCUUGGCUUUGAGAUGGAUCAGAGAUAAUAUAGAAGCCUUCGGAGGUGAUAAAGAAAGAAUAACAGCAGCCGGCUGUAGCUUUGGCGCUGGAUCUAUUGAACUUCAUCUAUUUUCCAACCAAGAAAGACUCUUCAAUCAGGCCAUUAUAGAAAGUGGUUCACCAUAUAUGAAUGGUGCUCUUGGUGCAGCAAAUCGUUCGUAUCCAUUUAUAUUAGCUAGACAUUUUGGGUAUGAUGCAACAGAUUUAACAAAGGCUUUAGAUUUCCUGGCCAAGCUAGAUCCACUAGAACUUGCUAAAGCAUCUUCAGAACUCUUCGACAAAUAUCCAGUUUGCAUUGAAAAAGAAUUUGAUGGUGUUGAAAGCUUUAUAUCACAUCGAGAUUUUAAUGCAACGAAAGUUAAUUCUAUGAAUAUUGUGAUUGGUUACACGAAACAAGAGAUGUUAAUGGAUUACAUCGAUAUAGAGCCUGAAGUCUAUUUUACACAAAUAGACAUUUUUAAAGAAACUCUAAAAUAUUUUAAUGUGGAUGACCUACAAAAUAUUCCGGGAAUAAUGCGUCGUUUUUACAUCGGGUAUGAAGAUAUUAGUGUAAACGUUAGAGAAAACCUAAUUGAUUUUUUCUCCGACGUUUCUUUGGUCCAUUUUAUUUGGCGAGACAUAAAUAAAUUGAUAGAUUAUGGCGCUAAUAUCUAUCACUACAUAUUCUCGUAUGUUGGCAAGAGGAAUUAUAUGACGGGCAGGAAUAAUAUAACGUGCACUGGAGCGACUCACGCUGACGAGAUAGGAUAUAUAUUUGAUAUGGACGUGUUCGCUACUGAUAUUGAUAGAAGGGAUUCUAUCAUGCGAGAUAGAAUGACUGCAAUGUGGACCAACUUUGUCAAAUACGGGUGAGAAACGUAAACAAACCUUCCAUAUUUUUUUUCUUAUAUGACCGUACGGUAGGAAUUCACCGCCUCUUAUAUUAGUAGGCACGAUAUUUGUGUUGAAGAAAAGGGCUAUUCGCGCUGUUUAUAAUUGUGUCGUAAGAAAAGAAUUA
Messenger RNA from Leptidea sinapis, 1653 nucleotides. Its product is annotated as juvenile hormone esterase-like. The record is from RefSeq and is a predicted model, not a curated record. Lineage: Eukaryota; Metazoa; Arthropoda; Insecta; Lepidoptera; Pieridae. The coding region runs from base 84 to 1508 and encodes 474 amino acids. The transcript is spliced from 3 exons.